AUGGAUUUGGUACCAGCCCCAAGCGGAGAGGACUCGUUGAAAACUCCCGUGGUCGAAGUGGAGGCAGUGGACAUGGACCAGUUGGCCAUGAGCGCGGAGGAGCGCGCGCUGGAAGACAUCCCGUCCACUUACGAAACGGACAGCGAUGACUCAGAGGACUGGGACACCCUUUCUAAUGCCGACGACGCCAUCCAAAUCCUCCGCGAUGAUCAGAUCCGCGACGGACUCGUUCCCGAUGCCUGUACCCUAGAGGAAGCGCUUGGAUAUCGAAAGCGCCUGCAUGCGAUCGGCAAGGCCGCGUUCGUGGAAGAGACCAUCGUUCGCGAAACCGUCACGGCCAAGAAGCUAUGCACGGCGUUUGGAAUCGUUCCCCCAGCAUUCCUGGAGGGCGCCCCAGAUGAGGCUUAUCAUUCUCUUUUGGCGAUCGCGAUCUCGCGCGAAUUCUCUCGGCGCCCCAAGCUGCCCCAGUACAACUCUAUCGACGAUGCUGUUCGGUUGCUUCGUGAAUCCAGGAAUAUCAUCGUUUUAACAGGCGCAGGUAUCUCGACGAGUCUCGGCAUCCCCGAUUUCCGUUCUAAAGAUACCGGUCUCUAUUCAAAACUGGAACAUCUGGGUCUAAGUGACCCCCAAGAAGUUUUUGAUAUUUCCGUUUUUCGGGAAGACCCUAAGAUCUUCUUUUCCAUUGCGAAGGACAUCCUUCCCACCGAGAAGAAGUGGUCACCUACUCAUGGCUUCAUUCGGCUUCUCCAAGACAAGGGGAAGCUGUUGACCAACUACACACAGAACAUCGACAACAUCGAAGCAAAUGCAGGUGUCCUUCCAGAGAAGAUUGUACAGUGUCAUGGAUCCUUUGCGACUGCAACCUGUGUGAAGUGUAAGUUCAAGGUCACUGGCGAUGAGAUUUUUGGUGAGAUCAAAGAAGGGAACGUUCCAGAGUGCACCGCCUGUAAGAAGGUAAUUGCAGAAGAUUCGCUCAAAUCUCAGGGACUGAAGCGCAAGCGGAGCUCCAAUGGUCAGCAGAAAGACCGCAAGGUCUCAGAUGACAGUUCUGAUGAGGACGACUAUGAGAUUCCCACUCCUGGAGUGAUGAAGCCGGAUAUCACUUUCUUCGGCGAGGAUCUCCCCGAUGAGUUUGGCGAACGGUUGAUUCACCAAGACCGGGAAAAGGCAGAUCUAGUCAUCGUGAUUGGAACCUCAUUAAAGGUCGCUCCCGUGGCAGAAGUGCCCGGGAUUCUGCCACGGAAUGUGCCACAGAUCUACAUAUCGCGGACUCCGGUUUCGCACACUGACUUCGAUAUUGAUCUCUUGGGUGAUUGCGAUGUGGUAGUAUCAGAACUUUCUCGUCGUGCUGGUUGGGAUUUGAAACAUCAUAUGAUCCCCGAUGACGAGAAAGUUGAUAUCACCACAGUGGAAGGAUAUGAAUCACGACAUGUUUUUAAAGUAGCUGGUGCAUAG
Penicillium antarcticum is the source of this 1455-nucleotide messenger RNA. RefSeq names its product putative histone deacetylase SIR2. The record is from RefSeq and is a predicted model, not a curated record. Bases 1 to 1455 code for a protein of 484 amino acids. The transcript is spliced from 5 exons. Gene Ontology annotation, molecular function: NAD+ binding. NCBI's taxonomy places the organism in Eukaryota, Fungi, Ascomycota, Eurotiomycetes, Eurotiales, Aspergillaceae.